This is a messenger RNA of Mercenaria mercenaria, 4567 nucleotides long. Its product is annotated as oxysterol-binding protein-related protein 3-like. Gene Ontology annotation, cellular component: perinuclear endoplasmic reticulum; plasma membrane; intracellular membrane-bounded organelle. NCBI's taxonomy places the organism in Eukaryota, Metazoa, Mollusca, Bivalvia, Venerida, Veneridae. Gene Ontology annotation, molecular function: cholesterol binding. Bases 176 to 3112 code for a protein of 978 amino acids. The record is from RefSeq and is a predicted model, not a curated record. The transcript is spliced from 23 exons.
AAUGACUCAUAAUGUCAAUAAGUUGGCAGAAAAUCUUAAGGUAAAUGGCCAAUCCUUAGUUGACACUGGUUGGUUAGUUUGAUCCGUCCCAGUCACGGGUGCGAGACGGUUGAGAUGGAUUGAUCACACAUAUACCAUGAGAGCUGAGUAAAAGAUUAAAACUCAAGGGAAAAAAAUGUCAUCUGCGGACACUGGUGGACAAGAUAAAAUACCUGUGUUAAAACGAUCACCAGGGGGCAGUAAAAAACAGUACCAGUUCCGUCAUAGUGACUCGGAAACAGAUUCAGAUGGGGAAAGUGAAGACAAUUCUUCUGCCAUUGGAGGAACUACCAAUGGCAACCGAGGAACUGACAGCUCUUCUGCACCUGCGAACAAGCUGACCCCAGGUAAAGGUCGCAGUAAAGGUCGAAAGUCAAGGUCACAGAGAAAUGAAUGGGAAAUUGUGGAGGGAUUAAGAGACGGACAGAAGUUUGAAAAAGCCCCAGACAAAUAUGAAGGAUACUUGUCAAAAAGGAAAAGAUGGCCGAUGAAAGGAUGGCAUAAGAGAUACUUCAUGUUGGAGAAAGGAAUACUAUACUAUGGAAAGUCACCUAGUGAUAUACAGAAAGGGAAGUACCACGGUGUGAUAGAUAUAGGACUGUCUGUUUUAGCAUUCAAACGUAACCGACACAGGAUUGACAUUGAUGCCGAGGAACUUGUCUAUCAUAUCAAGAUAAAACGACAGUUGUUUGAUGAUUGGUUGUCAAGGUUACGGAACCACCGUCUCUAUCGGCAGCAUGAAAUCGCAUAUGGAACAAAAGAAUCUCCGAAACUUACUGAAAUUUCAGCACCUAUGCAAGCUAUGGAAGACUUAUCCACCCUAACUGCAAACAUGAAUCUGGCAGAGAAGGCUCGGGAUAGCUCACUUCACAGGGAGUUGUCACGGCAUCCAAGUUUGAAGGGUCAAGACAGGGUGGCUACGUGGUUAUUGGACACACAGGGAUUUGAGCACUGCAAUAAAGCCCUUGCACAGGCACAGAAUUUGUUGUACGAGUUACACAAAGACAUGGAAGAGAUCAGGGAGUUACCUGUUAACACAGAAACUGUAUUUGAUCUCAAUGAUAGCGACUCAAAUGACAAAAAGAAAAACCGAAGUUUUGGAGGUCGAGUCAUGAGAAGGAGAGAUCAUAAACGUAAUGCCAGUCUACAAGAGUCUGAACCAAUAUCUAAUAAUAGUAAACAGAACAAUUCUCAACCUGCCACGCCACAGAUCUGUGUGACACCUCCAAGUUUUAAGAUCGCCAAAGAUCAGUUACGAUCAAGUGCGUCAAACCCAAACCUACACGUAGAAGACCGACCUCGUCCGUCCAGCGCUCCCAUGCAGCUGUCUCCACAACAUGCCGCAAGAAUUGAAGAGAUAAAACUCAAGGAGAGCUUCAUGACAAAAGCAGACCAAAUGCAUGACACAUUGCGGAUGUUGUUACAUUCCAUGGCAACGGAGCGUGAUCGCUUGAAACAGACGGUAGAUAUGGACAAUGUAACUAUGACAACAGGGUCAGCACUCGGGGCAUCACAUUCUUCUGCAGCUGUCACAUCAUUGAAACAGACGCUAGCUGAGGUAUGCCAUCAGAACAAAAUGUUGAAGGCACGUCUGGCUAAAAUUCAUGGAGAAUCAUCACUGGCAGAUUUACACUUGUCAAGUCCACCUAGUAGUCCAGUGGAACACAGGGUAAGUCAGUCAGUAAGUCAGAGUUCACAUUGUAGCCCAGUGGAACACAGGAUGCCUCGGUUGACACAGUCAUUCUCUGCAGAAAGUUGUUCUAUGUCGGAGUACUAUGAUGCAGUGGAGGAAAAUAAUGCUGAAUCUCUGAGUGACUCCUCUUCUGAGAGAUCUGAUGAGGAGAUUUCCAGUGACAUCAGUGAUGACAACGAUACAGAAAUGAGUAUAGCACAUAGUGCAUCAGAAGACAACAUCCUGACAAAAUUCCAGACUGGUCGCCGAUCGAAACUUCCUGUUCCUAAACCAGACAAGGGUGAUGUGUCAUUGUGGAAUUUACUUUUCCGAAAUAUUGGCAAAGAUCUGACAAAAAUCUCAAUGCCUGUAACAUUGAAUGAACCUUUAAGCAUGCUACAGCGUCUUUGUGAAGAACUUGAAUACAGUGAUCUGAUUGAUAAAGCCACUGAAUACAACGAUCCUUAUGAGAGAAUGAUCUAUAUAGCAGCCUUUGCAGUGAGUAGCUAUGCAAGCUCGUGUUACAGGGUGGGCCAUAAACCCUUCAAUCCUCUACUUGGUGAAACCUACGAAAACAUACGAGAAGAUCGAGGCUGGAGAUUUGUCUCUGAACAGGUGAGCCAUCAUCCACCAAUAUCAGCAUGCUACUGUGAUUCUAAACAUUUCAAGUUGUGGCAAGAUGUGCAAAUAAAGACAAAGUUUUGGGGCAAGUCUAUGGAGAUACAGCCACUUGGUGUUGUAAAUGUUGUUUUGCCAAAAUUUAAAGAUCAUUACAGAUGGAAUAAAGUGACGACCUGUGUCCAUAAUAUACUGGGAGGUCAGCGCUGGGUUGACCAGUUCGGAGAAAUGACCAUUACAAAUGGAAAUAUUGUGUGUAAACUGACAUUCACAAAGGCGAGUCACUACUACCAGUCUGAUAAGAGACAUGAGGUUUAUGGCACUAUCCUCAACCCUGAAGGAAAAGUUGUUCACAAUCUGUUUGGUAGAUGGAAUGAGGCCCUGUACUGUGGCCACGCCCCCUCAGCUAGGUGUAUAUGGAGGCCAGGUACAAUGCCUGAAGACUACGAGAUGUACUACGGCUUUUCACGAUUUGCUAUGGAACUGAACGAGACUUUACCUGACGAGGCUUCAGUUCUUGCGCCAACAGAUUCUAGAUUUAGACCAGACCAGAGAUUGUUGGAAGAGGGGAAAAUAAGUGAGGCAGAGCAUGAGAAGUCGAGGGUGGAGGGCUUGCAGAGAGAACGGAGAAAGAAGAGGGAGGCAGCAAAAGAGGAGUAUCGGCCUAUAUGGUUUAAGAAAGACAUUGUGAAAGGAAAAGAAUACUAUUCUUAUGACAACAGAUACUGGGAGUGUCGAAAGGAGCCAGGGUUUAUGAAAAUGACUCUACCAAAGAUCUGGUGAUCAAACUUGUGUUCAUAUAGUGCCUAGAUAAUAUUAGGUUAAAUAAUGUACUAUAAGGUGUUCUGUAAAAUUAUCUCUACAGCUGGACCAAUGGUUAUAAAACUGAGUUAGGAGACCAGUCUCAAAGUUCUAGCAACUGACUGGUUGAUUUUGAGCUCAAUCAUGACAUUGACCAACGACAAGUCUGUAUUUUGAGACUGGUUUUCAAAUUUUGUUGUAUAACCUUGAAAACUGUAUAAUCUGCAUUGCUACUUACCUAUACAGGAUAUUUAAUGCAGAUUCUAUUAAUUAUAGAUGAUCUAAGAAUUUUGUAGUGUUUUUUUCUUUCCUUGGCAAAUCAGGUAACUCUUUUGGGGGUCAUAAUAUAAUAAGAAGCAAUUAAGAUAUUUAUAUUUUGCAACUUAGCCUGAUAUUUAUGUACUAUAAUUUUUAAAACAAUAAUAUUUAAUACAAUGGCUUCUGUUUCCAAUGUGGAUUUUAAAACUGAUUUUCUGUUAUGAAAUAGCAAUAAUUAAAACAGUUUGGAUGAAUACAUGUACAAAUUAUUGAUAACACUUUUUAGUGGUGUAGAACCAUCUAUCUCAUUGUUUGUUUUAUCGCGAAAUCAAGAAUGAAAUUGACGUCAUUAACCUUUAGCCUGUGGCAAGUGAUUCUGCCUUUGCGACCAGUGCAGACCAAGAUCAGCCUGCACAUCUGUGCACUGUUCGCUAUUCAGUCAGUAAAUUUUCAGUGAACACCCUUUGAAUAAUAAAUGGUAUUGCCCAAAUUCAAUGAUGGACCAGACCAUUUUAGAAGUUUAGCAGGCUAAAGGUUAAAGAUGCACGCCUCCAGAUUUAUGUCAAAGUUUUCAUAUUUUUGAAAAUGCUUUCAUCAGUAAUUACAAUAGACAGAAAUUUUAAAGUGAUUCAGUUCAUGUCAGGAACUUAGAAGUACACUCUUAGUCAAUGUAACAGCUUGAAAACUCAAAAAAGCACAAGUCACACAUAAAAAAAGAAUUUAGCUUUAUCACAUAUAUGAUGUUGUUGGAGUGAAAUAAAAAGCCAUUACAUUAAUUUGAUAUUUCGCUACUAUGGUAAAGCUUUGACAUUGACAUCAUUUUAAGUAUAGUACACAUUGGUCCAAUUGACUUGAUCUAUAAUACGUAAAGAAAGAAGAAAUUUUGAUCUUUCAGUAGGAAAAGGCGUUUCUCUAUAAACUGCAAUUUUUAAUCUCUUGAGUCAAAAACAGAAUAUUUUGGUGCUUUUUUGACACAUUUUAAUGGUUUUGCAGACUGUUACAUUGGAACAGUAGUGAUUCAUAGGCAGAAAAAAUGUUCGUGAAAAUUAAUUAGCAAUUUCUUUGCUACAUUUUAUUUUAACUCUUAUCAUUACAUGGUUAAAGUAUUUUGUUGUUUUAUAUAGAAAUGGCAACAGGGCUAUGGGAGUUGUAAGGCUUAAAAUUAUAGUCCCCUUUUUA